AAUGGUUUCCCCGUUUACCAUAUAGCGGUAAUGCAUACUCAUCCCGGGUUCACUGCCGUUCACGUUUGCCAUGGAUCCAAAGCACAGUCAAGACGAACAGAGCGACGUGUUCGCCGGUUUCCGCACGGCUUUUAAAUCGUUCGCCACAGAGGCUAUUCAUGUUGGUCAGGAGCCGGAGCAAUGGAAAUCGAUGGCUGUGGUGCCGCCGAUUUCCCUUUCUACCACGUUCAAGCAGCAGGAACCAGGAAACCACGCCGGGUUUGAAUACAGUCGGAGUGGAAAUCCUACAAGAAACUGUCUUGAGAAGGCUGUGGCAGCUCUGGAUGGGGCAAAGUACUGUCUUGCUCUUGCCUCAGGGCUGGCGGCCACAGUGACCAUCACCCACAUGCUCAAAGCAGGUGAUGGGAUCGUCUGCAUGGAUGACGUGUACGGAGGCACAAAUCGCUACUUCCAAAGAAUUGCUUCUCAAGUUGGUCUGGAGGUGUCUUUUGCUGACUGCACAAAACCAGAGCUGCUUAAGGCUGCACUGAAGGCCAACACUAAACUGGUGUGGAUUGAGACGCCUACCAACCCCACGAUGAAAGUGGUUGACAUCAAAGCCUGUUCUGAUUUGGUCCACGAGCACAACAAGGACAUAGUGUUGGUCGUGGACAACACCUUCAUGUCUGCCUAUUUCCAGCGCCCCUUGGCUUUGGGAGCUGAUAUUUGCAUGUACUCAGCCACCAAAUACAUGAACGGUCACAGUGAUGUGGUAAUGGGUCUGGUUUCAAUGAACCGGGACGAUCUGCAUGAGCGAAUGAAGUUUCUGCAAAAUGCACUGGGUGGUGUACCAUCUCCCUUCGACUGCUUCCUGUGUAACCGUGGACUGAAGACGCUACACCUGCGGAUGGAACGGCACUUCAAGAAUGCAAUGGCCGCUGCCAAGUUUCUCGAGGCUGAUCCCAGGGUGGAGCGUGUCAUCUUCCCAGGGCUGCCCUCUCACCCCCAGUAUGAAGUGAUGAAGAGACAAUGCACCGGGUGCCCGGGGAUGAUCACAUUCUACAUUAAGGGGAAACUUGAGCACGCCACCACCUUCCUCAGUAGCCUCAAAAUGUUUGCCAUAGCUGAGAGUCUGGGUGGUUAUGAAAGUUUAGCAGAACAUCCGGCGAUUAUGACCCAUGCAUCAGUGCCAGAAAAAGAGAGGGAUGUGCUGGGGAUCAGUGACACACUGAUCCGGCUCUCUGUGGGACUAGAGGAUGAGGCCGACAUCAUUGAAGACCUGGAGCAAGCACUUGCUGCUGCUCAUCCAAAGAAGAAAUGAAAUGUCUUCAGGGCGUCCUCGAGGCUGAGGGUGAUUCAUUCAAAGUCAGGAUGAAGACCGGAGGUACCUGAGGUUUUAAAUCAUUGCAGAUCAACACAUGGUACCUCAGUUCAGCGCACAAACGGCACCAGGGAACAAACUGUUCUUAAAAAAAAGAAAAUACAAAUCAUAUGAUCUCUGAACAAUUAACAUUACUGAGAAUCUUUUUAAUGCCUGUUUUACUAGAACAUCAGUUGUAAUAUUAUUUAUCUUCAGCUGGUUUUGCUUGUUUUCAUGUUUGUAUGUGUUUCGUUAUAACUUGGAAGGCAUCAAUGUGGUAAAAGUCCUAUUCAGUCAAGACUGACACAGUAUAAGUUUUUGCAGAAGAAGACCACACACAAUAGUUUAUUUAAUCUUGCUAUAAAUAAUGUGUUUUUCAGGCUGCCUUCUAGUUUUGAUGCACAGACCAGCCUCUAAAUGGAAAGUUUUAUAUCUCUGUACUUAAUGCAUCUGCAACUGUAAUCUGUAUUAAUAAUUUGCUAUAUUUUCUAAUUCUAACUGGCCUAGUUUGCUUUGUAAAACAUGUAGAUGUGCUCUCAUUAGUCGAGUUAGCUAAAUGCGCUAGAUGAUCUUAGAGGCUCUCAAGAAGAUUUAGAUGAAUAUUAUCAUCACCAUAAAGAACAAAAUAAUAUUUACAUAAAAGUGAGUAGAAAUGUGUUCAAUUUUGUUGCAGAAGCAAAAGCAUAAACUGGAUGCCAGCUUUGUUUGACUAGAACUUGAUAUUAUGCUUCAAGUGUUUGUAUGCCUUGUGAAGAAGAGGAGGGCAACCUUAUUCCUCAAGUUUGAGACUAAUCAGGAUAUUUCCCAAUAGAUGAGGGAGUGUUUCGUACGGACAUGCCGUAUUUGGAGCAGACCAGCAAUGACACAGCUGAAGGGUUUUUAUUGUACCAACAGAAAGCUGUUACAGGAGCGUUUCUCAGAACAAUGUUUGAUGAUAAACUUUAUGUGUGUUUGAACUCAAGUGAAAGCAUUUGGGCCAAUGACAAAAGCUAAAUUUCUCCCAGGUCAGGUUUCACAUGGUUUGUAUUUGUGCAAAGAAAAUGUUUUACUCAGGCACUCCCUCCUCCUGCUUUUCUUCCCACGUCACAUCACUGCUCAAGUAUACUCUUCACGAUCAGCGUCAUUUAUGUAACCAACAGAUCCAUUAAAAUUAGUUUGCAGUAUAA
Seriola aureovittata is the source of this 2505-nucleotide messenger RNA. It is a transcript of the gene cth, whose product is annotated as cystathionase (cystathionine gamma-lyase). Bases 71 to 1300 code for a protein of 409 amino acids. Gene Ontology annotation, cellular component: cytoplasm. The transcript is spliced from 12 exons. NCBI's taxonomy places the organism in Eukaryota, Metazoa, Chordata, Actinopteri, Carangiformes, Carangidae. Gene Ontology annotation, molecular function: pyridoxal phosphate binding; cystathionine gamma-lyase activity. Gene Ontology annotation, biological process: transsulfuration. The record is from RefSeq and is a predicted model, not a curated record.